Molecule: messenger RNA, 1793 nt
Organism: Oryza brachyantha (malo sina)
Lineage: Eukaryota; Viridiplantae; Streptophyta; Magnoliopsida; Poales; Poaceae
Product: protein SUPPRESSOR OF K(+) TRANSPORT GROWTH DEFECT 1
Exons: 8
Coding region: 220-1521 (433 amino acids)
Biological process (GO): vacuole organization; endosomal transport
Molecular function (GO): ATP hydrolysis activity; ATP binding
Source: RefSeq, a predicted model, not a curated record
UUCCCCACAUCUUCGUCUUCGUCCCCCUUUCCUCUUCGUCUCCCCUUCGUCUUCUCCCCACCGCGUCAAACCCUACGCCGAAGCAACCGCCGCCGCCCGCCCCCCCACGAAUCCGCCACCGCGGCGCCCAAUCCGCGCCUUCCCGGACCGAUCCCCCCUCCGAUCCGCCGGAAUCCCUGCCGCAAAGGGGCGCGCGUGCCCCCCCUUGCCGUGCCCCCGAUGUACAGCAACUUCAAGGAGCAGGCGAUCGAGUACGUGAAGCAGGCGGUCCAGGAGGACAAUGCCGGCAACUACGUCAAGGCGUUCCCGCUCUACAUGAACGCGCUCGAGUACUUCAAGACCCACCUCAAGUACGAGAAGAACCCUAAGAUCAAGGAGGCCAUCACCGCCAAGUUCACCGAGUACCUCCGUCGCGCCGAGGAGAUCCGGGCCGUCCUCGAUGAGGGGGGUGGGGGCCCGGGCGCCAACGGCGGGGACGCGGCCGUCGCCACGCGCCCCAAGACCAAGGGUAAGGACGGGGACGGAGGUGGGGAUGACUCCGAGCAGUCCAAGCUCAGGGCUGGCCUCAACUCGGCCAUCAUCACCGAGAAGCCCAAUAUCAAGUGGAACGAUGUUGCCGGCCUAGAGAGCGCCAAGCAGGCGCUGCAGGAGGCCGUCAUAUUGCCUGUCAAGUUCCCGCAAUUCUUUACAGGUAAACGGAGACCAUGGAGGGCUUUUCUUUUGUAUGGUCCUCCAGGAACUGGAAAGUCUUAUUUGGCUAAAGCUGUUGCAACUGAGGCAGAUUCUACAUUUUUCAGUAUAUCUUCAUCAGACCUGGUGUCAAAAUGGAUGGGAGAAAGUGAAAAACUAGUUGCAAACCUUUUCCAAAUGGCUCGAGAAAAUGCACCUUCCAUCAUAUUCAUUGAUGAAAUUGAUUCUUUAUGCGGUCAACGUGGAGAGGGUAAUGAGAGUGAAGCUUCUAGGAGAAUCAAAACCGAACUUCUUGUGCAAAUGCAGGGUGUUGGCCAUAAUGAUGACAAAGUAUUGGUUCUUGCUGCUACAAAUACACCAUAUGCUCUAGACCAGGCUGUGCGCCGGCGCUUUGAUAAGCGUAUCUACAUUCCGCUACCUGACCUGAAAGCAAGGCAGCAUAUGUUUAAGGUCCAUCUUGGGGAUACACCACACAACUUAAAUGAAAGUGAUUUUGAGAGCUUGGCUCGUCGAACAGACGGGUUUUCUGGUUCGGAUAUUGCUGUUUGUGUAAAGGAUGUGUUGUUUGAACCUGUGCGCAAAACACAGGAUGCCAUGUUCUUCUUUAAGGCGGAUGGUGAUACAUGGAUGCCUUGUGGACCAAAGCAAGCUGGUGCAGUACAGACAACUAUGCAGGAGCUCGCAUCCAAAGGUCUUGCUGCAAAGAUCCUUCCACCACCAAUAUCAAGGACAGAUUUCGAGAAAGUCCUCGCCAGGCAGAGACCAACAGUGAGCAAGAAAGACCUAGAGGUGCACGAAAGGUUUACAAAAGAAUUCGGCGAGGAGGGUUGAUAGAUCAUGAAAACUCACCUGUGCACAGCUGCUCCACAGAAAUGUAUAUUGUUUAUGACUCUGAUUGUUCUGGUUGGAAGUUGGAUUCGCAGAUUCGUAUAAUCGGUAGCCUAACUAUGACUGAUUACAACUUGUUUAUUGCGUUGGGCUAUCAUUGUGCAUCUGUUGUCAACUUAUUUAAUUUUUACUGUCACUUAUACUUGAAAUUUUCCACAAAUGUAUUAAUUAAGGAAUAAUACUUAACGUGGAGCCCUUGUGGUGCAGCUUGUAUA